This is a messenger RNA of Coffea eugenioides, 1986 nucleotides long. RefSeq lists its product as uncharacterized. The transcript has 5 exons. Bases 1 to 1986 code for a protein of 661 amino acids. Gene Ontology annotation, molecular function: protein dimerization activity. NCBI's taxonomy places the organism in Eukaryota, Viridiplantae, Streptophyta, Magnoliopsida, Gentianales, Rubiaceae. The record is from RefSeq and is a predicted model, not a curated record.
AUGGCUAGGUGGUUCUAUACAAGUGCCAUUCCAUUUAAUGCUGUAAAUAACCCAUUAUUUCCUUUAAUGAUUAGGAAAUUGGGAGAAUAUGGAAAAGGACUUAAACCACCUUCAUACCAUGAAAUGAGAGUGACCUUUUUGAAAAAAGAGGUGCAAGAGACAUUGAAUUUGCUCAAUAUGUACAAAAAAGAGUGGAAAAAAACUGGUUGUACUAUUAUGUCCGAUGGAUGGUCUGAUCAGAGAAAGAGAACAAUGAACAAUUUUCUUGUGAAUAGUCCAGCUGGUACUGUGUUCUUAUCUUCGGUAGAUACCACUGAUAUUUCAAAAACAGCUCAAAAAUUAUUUGAAUUGUUAGAUGGUAUUGUGGAAAAAAUUGGAGAGGAUAAUGUUGUGCAGGUCAUCACCGAUAAUGCUUCUAAUUAUAAGACAGCUGGAAAAAUAUUGAUGGAAAAGAGAAAAAGAUUGUUUUGGACCCCUUGUGCUGCUCAUUGUAUUGAUCUAAUGUUAGAAGAUUUUCAAAAGUUUGAUUCUCUCCACAAAGUUACUAUACAAAAAGCGAAAUCAGUGGUUACAUAUAUUUAUUCAUGGGGUACAGUUAUUAAUUGGAUGAAACAGUUCACUAAUGGCAAGGAGUUGAUUAGACCUGGAGUUACUCGUUUUGCUACUUCAUACUUGACCAUGAGACGUCUUAGCGAGCUGAAAGGGAAUUUGUUUAACUUUUUCUGUUCGGAUAAAAAGAAAACAAGCAUGUAUGCUAGGAGAAACAAGGGGAAAAAAAUUGAGAGCAUCAUUUUUGAUAAUCAACAAUUUUGGCCAAAUGUGGAGUUAUGUUUAAAGAUAGCUUCGCCUCUUAUCAAAGUAUUGAGGAUGGUUGAUUCUGAUGAAAAACCAGCCAUGGGCUUUCUCUAUAAAGCUAUUGAUCAGGCAAAAGAAGAAAUCAAACAAAAUGUGAACAAUAUUCGAAAGAGAUAUGAAUCGGCAUUUGCUAUCAUUGAUAAAAGAUGGGAAGAUCAAUUGAGUCAUCCUUUACAUGCCGCGGGUUAUUAUUUGAAUCCUCAAUUUCAAUAUAGUCCAGAUUUUCAGUCGGAUGCAAAUAUAAAACGUGGCCUUUAUGAUUGCAUUGCUAAGAUGGUUCCCGAAUCUGGUGAAAGGGUGAAGAUUGAUUUGCAAUUAGAUGACUUUCGACAUGCAAAUGGAUUAUUUGGUCAUGAAAAUGCUGUACUAACAAGAAACAAGAAAUCUCCUGCUGAUUGGUGGGAAUCUUAUGGCGAUGAGUGUCCAGAGUUGAAAAAUUUUGCCAUUCGAAUUCUCAGUUUAACUUGUAGUUCUUCUGGAUGUGAGCGAAAUUGGAGCGCAUUUGAAUUGGUACAUUCUAAGAGAAGAAACCGUUUGGCUCAAAAAAGAAUGAAUGAUCUUGUGUUUGUGAUGUACAACUUGAAGUUGAGAGAGAGACAAAGGCAAAGGCAACGUGUUAUUGAAGAAAUUCCUUUUGAGAAUUUGCCUUCAGAUGAUGAAUGGGUGACAGAGAGAGAAAAUCCAACUCUUCCAAAAGAAAAUAGCUGGUUACGAGUUCUAGAUGACAAUCCCAAAUGUGACACUUCAGAUGAAGAGGGAAAUGAAGAUGAUGAAAUUGAAAUACUUACAAGAAAUGUGCAGAGAGUUUAUGAUCAUGAAGAUCGUCAAACCCAUGUCCGUCGAAGACAAGUUAAGAAAAUGAAAGAGAUUCAUGUUAUUGAUGAGGAUGAUGGGCCUUCAACUGAAUUCGACCGCCAAGAUGAUGAUUAUCUUGAUAUGGUUCCCGAAACUGAUCUUCAAAUGGGAACUAAUGAUUUGGAUGAUACUAAUUUGGAUGGUGAUAAAGAUAAUGCCGAAGAUGAAUUCCAAGAGAAUUGGGAUGGUGAAGAUGAUUGGGAAAAUAAUGAUUUUGAUAAUAUGGAUUAUGGGAAUAAUGAAUUUGAUUCAAACGAUGAAAAUGAUUGGUUAUAA